This is a messenger RNA of Morus notabilis, 1333 nucleotides long. RefSeq names its product protein FLX-like 1. The coding region runs from base 204 to 1118 and encodes 304 amino acids. NCBI's taxonomy places the organism in Eukaryota, Viridiplantae, Streptophyta, Magnoliopsida, Rosales, Moraceae. The transcript has 5 exons. The record is from RefSeq and is a predicted model, not a curated record.
UUUCUCUCGACUUUUACCCAACUCCACCGAGAGAAUCCCAUUCCCUUCCCUAGGGUUAGGGUUCGCCAUCGACUUCCAGUCCUUCUCCAUUGCUUGGAUGAUCUCUCUUUGAUUCUUUCAAUUCUGCGGUCACUUCGCACAAGGUUUCUACUUUGGUGCACAGUUAUUUAAUUAAUUAUUUUGAAAAUCUUUAAAGAAUAACAAUGUCUACAAGGAAUCGUGGUCCACUUCCAAUGAAAGGAGUUUCUCACGAACCUCCAUUUGGAAGAGGGGUUGGUCCAAUACCCCAUCCUGCAUUGUAUGAGGAAAUGAGAGAAUCCCAGUUCCGGAGGGUUCCCCGACCUCUCCCUCCUCACCCCGCAAUAAUUGAGGAACAUCUUGCGGCUCAGCAUCAAGAUAUUCAAGGUCUUCUCGUUGACAACCAAAGGCUUGCCGCAACUCAUGUUGCUCUUAAGCAGGAAUUGGAAGCUGCCCAGCAUGAGUUGCAACGCAUGGCUCAUUUUGCAGACUCGGUGCGGGCAGAGAAAGAUGUACAAAUGAGAGAUUUGUAUGAAAAGUCUGUACGCUUGGAAGUGGAUCUUCGAGGGGUGGAGGCAACGCGGGCUGAGCUGCAUCAAGUUCAUGCUGAUAUUAAGGAGCUCACUGCUACGAGGCAGGAUCUUACAGGAAACGUACAAGGGAUGUCUCAAGAUUUGGCCAGGAUUACUGCAGAUUUGCAGCAGGCUCCAGCUAUGAGGGCAGAAAUUGAAGCUAUGAAACAAGAACUGCAACGUGCUAGAGCUGCCAUUGAGUAUGAGAAGAAAGGAUAUGCGGAGAAUUAUGAACACGGUCAGGUGAUGGAGAAGAAAUUGAUCUCAAUGGCUAGGGAGUUGGAGAAACUUCGUGCAGAAAUGGCUAAUGCUGAGAAGAGAGCACGUGCUGCUGUUACUGUUGGGAAUCCUGGUUAUACUGCAAAUUAUGGAAACCCUGAAGCCACAGGAUAUGCAGGAAGCCAUUAUCCUGUCAACUAUGGCAUUAAUCCUGUGCAAAGUGGUGUUGAAAAUUUUCCACCAUAUGGGGCUGUACCUGGUUCCUGGGGUGCAUAUGAUAUGCAACGGGCUCAAGGACACAUGAAUUAGCUUUCCUUAUUAUGCGCAUGCGCUGUAUUCUAUCGGCUAUUUUGGGCUGCAACUCAUUAUUCUAUCGGGUAUUUUGGGCUGCAACUUAUUAGAUAUUUAGGUUUAUGUUUGAAGGUUAUCUCAUAAUAGACAUUUUGGGACAUAUGCCUUUAUCUCGAGUUUGAAGCUGUAUUUCUAUGUCUCUAUUAUAAUAGCUUUGAUGGUUCAAUAUAAUA